Molecule: messenger RNA, 2976 nt
Organism: Salvelinus fontinalis (brook trout)
Lineage: Eukaryota; Metazoa; Chordata; Actinopteri; Salmoniformes; Salmonidae
Product: unconventional myosin-IXAa-like
Exons: 7
Biological process (GO): intracellular signal transduction
Molecular function (GO): GTPase activator activity; protein binding; microfilament motor activity
Source: RefSeq, a predicted model, not a curated record
GACCGCCUCCAACAUUUAUAAUAACCGUUUUUUGUGUGCAUUUCUCCUUUUCCCUCUACUUGCCUGGCAGGAUUUUGUCCGUCACUUCCGCGUGCUGCUACCCGAGGGCACCAGUGCCACCCAGGAAGGCAUCGGACAGUACCUGGGCCAGGUGGACCUUGCACCCAAUGGAUACCAAGUUGGCAAAACCAUGGUGUUCCUGCGGGAGGUGGAGCGUCAGCAGCUGCAGGCGUUGCUCCACAGGGAGGUCCUGAACCGUAUCGUCACGCUGCAGCGCCGCUUCAGGGCCCUGCUGGAGAGGAAACACUUCAUCAGUAUGAGACUGGCUGCUACAACCAUCCAGAAAUGGUGGCGUGCCUACCAGUCCAAGCAGGAGGAUGACUACAACCCAAGCAUCGAGGAGGGGGCAGCCUUGUGUAUCCAGACAGCUUGGCGGGGGUACAAGGAGCGCUGGAGGUUCGGGCUGUGGCGGGAGGCGGCCCUGCUGCUGCAGAGGGAGUGGAGGGCGUUGCUGAAGCGGCGAGAACGGGAGGGGGCGGCACUCGCCAUCCAGACAGCCUGGCGCUGCCACAUGGCCAGAGAGGCCUACCUGCGACUGCGUAGCACCAUGGUGCUGCUACAGGCAGCGGGCAAAGGCUACCUGGCCAGACAAAGCUUCGGGCAUUUGAAGGAGCAGAGACUGAGGGAGAAAGAGCAGAGGCUGAGGGAGAGAGAGAGUCAACAACAGCAGCAGCUGCUGCAGAAUGGACAGAUGCGCCUCUCGCCAGAAGAAGACGAUCAGCCAGUGAGGAUCAUGGGCCUGGACCUGAGCACAUGGGAGGACCGCUCAUACAAGGAGCGGGAAAGGAGCAUCCAGAGACUGAACAGCCAGGAGGAGAGGGUAAAAGAGGGACGAGGUGUAGAAAUAGGAGGUGAGGGAGGAGUGGCGAGGGCCGCAGAGAGCUCAGGUAGGGCCCAGUCGGAACCACCGCCAGUUUCGUCGACAGCCACUGUGGUGGUGAGAGAGAGGACCAGGACCCUGGACGAACCCUGCCAGAAGACCACCAGGGCCAAGAGGGAGAGCCGGAGGAUGAGGGAGCUGGAGCAGGCCAAGUUCAGCCUGGAGCUGCUCAAGGUGCGGGCCACGGGCAGUGGUGGAGCCUCGUCCCCCUCUGAAGAGAGGCGCUGGUCGGCCGAGCUGACCCCCACCACCACCCCGCCUCGCCGCUCCCCCCAGGGACCCGGAACCCCCGACAGCCAGAGCUCCAAGGGCAGCUUCGAGCUACUCAGCAUGGAUGACGAGAUACUCAGGGAGAGGGCACCUUUGGCAGAUGAGGACGAGCUUGGUUCCCCCCUCUCUUCUGAAGUGCAGCUGGAGCAGGCCCCGGAUGUCAGCCUCGUGUCGAAGGAGUCUCCCAGGGCUUCUGUGUCCGAUGCCGCCGCCCCACCUCCAGACAGUCAGAGUCAGGCCAAGCUAGACCCGGCUGCCGCCUCUCCACCUCCGCCCAAGAUAGAGAACUACCUCCCUACCUUUUACGUUCCGUCAACUGAUGGCAGCUUGAUGAUCACCCAUCGUCUUAGCGAUGACUCCUCGCGGCCCCUCGAGGCCGAUACCACUAGUACCACCAUCGUCACCAAGCCGCUCAAGUCAAUCAAACAAAGGCGGGAAUCGUCACGGCGACCCGUGGUUGUGGUCAUCAGCAUGCAGAAGGAAACCCCCCUGGAUCAGGAGGAGCUCGAUGGUGCCAUCAUUCGUUUUCCGCCUGUAGAGGUUCGUGACGGAUCGGCACAAACCGGCGAAUCCCCUUCAUCGCCACGGCUACCAGUCCCUGCACCUGUUCCACCACUAGAUCCCGCCCCAGUCAUCCCUAUCUCUGGCCCCACCCCUGUCCCAGCUGCCAACCAGUUGGUCCUGGAGAAGCUGGAGCGACUGAACGAGGAAAAGGAGGAGAGGCAGCGGCACCUGCAGCAGCAGAACGAGCGGGAGAUGAUGGACCAGAUCCGGAAGCAGAAGGAGGUUCUGGAGAGACAGCGGCACCACUUCGCCCAGCACGAGAGGGAACUGUUGGAGAAGCAGAGGGGUGAGGCCCUGGUCAGGAUCCAGCAGAGCCGGCAGGGAGGGCCCCCCCAAGACAGGAGUGCAACCACAGCUACCUCUACCAGGCCCCUUAGACCCAGCUCCCUUCUCAUCGAGAGAGCCCCGGCUCUGGCUCCACCCUCCAGGACCCAGUCUGUGUCCGCUGCCCACGCAUACCUCUCUCCUCCUGGGCCGAUGGACACCCAGAGUGUCCCCAUGCCCCAUCCUGAGCCCAACAAGGCCCAGCCCAACAAGGCCCAGCCCAACAAGGCCCAGCCCAACCAGGCCCGGCUCCCUCCACCUCCCUCAGCCCCCAAAACAAAGACCGGGGAUGGGAGACCCAUUGCGGAUGGCUGGGCGCCGAAUUUGACCCUGGAGUCCAGAGAGGGCGGGGGAGGAGGAGCCAGAGGGAGGGUUCCCAAGAAGGUCCCAGCUAAUCAGGGCACCAGCAUCAGCAUGACUGACAUGUCGGAAAACAUCUUCUUUGCGCCCAAAGACAGAGUGGCGUUCUCUAAGUUUGACAAGGAGAAGCCUGUUAAUCAAGAGAAGCCUGUAGCAGUCCCAAAAGAGGGCCCCUCAAGCACCAAGCCCACCAUAGGACUGAAAACACAGGAGGUCAGCAGGGCGGGCCACAGAAAGAAAGCCCGCAUGGCACGGACACGCUCUGACUUUCUGACCCGCACGCCGACCUCCUCGCUGGGGUGCGAGUCGGAGGAGGACGAGUACGACGGAAAGCCCCCCCUCUCCUCCCCUCCCCCCUACGCCAAAACCAUCCCUAAACAGGAGUCCUUUGAGUGUUUCAGUGACUCAGAGAUGCCUUCCACCAGCUCUGAGGAACAGAAGAAGAUACAGAAGGCCAUGUCAUCUGGAGAUCUGGCCAAAGUUGACACGAUACGCAAGAACGCCCAGUCAGAUGGAAG